Hypoxylon fragiforme is the source of this 1217-nucleotide messenger RNA. RefSeq names its product PITH domain-containing protein. The transcript has 2 exons. The record is from RefSeq and is a predicted model, not a curated record. The coding region runs from base 204 to 950 and encodes 248 amino acids. NCBI's taxonomy places the organism in Eukaryota, Fungi, Ascomycota, Sordariomycetes, Xylariales, Hypoxylaceae. Gene Ontology annotation, cellular component: nucleus.
AACAUCUUGAUUUACUACAAACUUGCAUUUUCAACAACAUUGCACUAUAUAAGUUGAUCAAGUCGACGUUUCCUGACAUUUUACUUAGACGAUUAAGAUAGAGAGGUACCUUAUAUUCGUAAGGUAUUAAUUAAUCUUUCAGAAUAAGAAAAAAAAACCUCUUUAGUCAUCCAUUUCGAAUUACAAGAAGGACACUGCAAAAGAUGUCUCACUGUCACGAUGAACAUGCCGGCCAUGGCAGCCACGGCGAUGACCAUGGCCAUGAGCACGACCAUACCGAUGACAUCACACCUGCUCUGCAUCACAACCUGUAUCAGCAUAUCAAUUUCGACAAAAUCGUCACAUAUAACGAGGCCGAGGCGGGUUCUGGCAGGGCCAUCGUGGAGAAACCGUGGACUGAGCGUUUGCAACCUUCUCCGGAGCUGGUGAGCCACUCGGAUGAGCAACUGCUCAUGACCAUCCCAUUCACGGGGCAGGUAAAGCUGCACUCGAUCCUGAUCCGGACCUCAGCAACAGCCAGCGCGCCGCGCACGCUGAAGCUGUUCACGAACCGGGACGACCUGGACUUCGACAGCGCCGAGGUGCGCCCGCCGACGCAGGUGCUGGAGCUGUCGCAGACCAACGAGCUGCAGGAGGUCCCCGUGCGCCGCGCCCUCUUCAACUCCGUGCAAAGCCUUACUCUCUUCUUCGCGGACAACUUCGGCUCCGCCUACAACAACGACGGCUCCGACGGCUCCGAUGACGAUGAUGAUGAUGAUGAUGAUGAGGAGGAGGAACACCCCACCCGCAUCUCCUACCUCGCCUUCCGCGGCGAGUGGAUGGCCCUCGGCCGCGCCCCUAUCAACAUCCUCUACGAGGCUGCCCCUAACCCUAGCGACCACAAGAUCAAGGGCACGAAGAUCAGCCGGGUUAGUGAUGAGCUUGGGGGCCGACAUGGAGGUGGGUAUUAAGGCUUUGGUGUUUUUCUUUUUUGUGGUGCAUCAGGUGUAUAUCUCCCUACCUACCUACUUUCUCAUUUACUUAGGUAGUAGUUAGGGGAAGGAAUGUGGCUCAUUGGCGGACAUGUGGUUGAUUGGCAAGAAAAGAGGCAAGAAAGAAAGAAAAAAGAUAAGGAAAAGGCCUUUUGAGUUUAACUGCGUACCCCUGGCAUCGGUGUUUUCAUCACGAUGAUUACCAUGAUCAUCAUCAGCAUCAGCAUCAUUAUCAGCACAGGUGUA